AUGAGUCUGGAAGAGCUCCAGAAUGCUCUGAGUUCUGUGAUUGGUCCAGACAGCCAGAGUGGAUGGAUGGAAAGGGUCUUUAAUGAGGUACGUGAACUAUAACCCUUUGUUAUGUAUAUUUUAACUGUUUGCUGUUAGUUUAUUUACCCAAUUACAUGAAGUAAGUCUAUUGAGAACUAAUUCUCGUUUACACCAAUGUCCUGCUGUUCUUAUAGAUUGACGUGUCAUGUGAUGGCUAUGUGGAGUGGAAGGAGCUGUGUAGCUACCUGCUACAGAAGUGCAGAGAGAGAGACAACACCUAGAGGCGCUCUACUAGACACUGGCCACUCAUCUGGCCAUCCCCCUACAUCAGUGUCAGUAAGGAGGGGCUGCUCACUCUGUGGAACCACCGACUACAUGUCCUCUAGACUAUGAAGGUGAGUGGGAUAAUGUGUGAAUGAGGUAGCAGACACACACACACACACUUAUGUAUGUCCCCAGCUUGCUGGAGACCCUGCAGAGGAAGGGGUUAACAGAAGGAGGUUCAGGGGCUGGACCACUGAUUCUGUCUACAUGCUCAGUGUCCACAACUUCGCCGUAGCAACCAGCAGCAAGGACCUCCACUUUGUUGACGUGUCCACGGCCAGCUGCUUUGAGGACGUCCACUUGUUUGGUGUCUAGCCGACUUUUAACUGUUAACGUUUAAAAGACUCAAAGUGGAAGUUUUGCUUUUGAUUUGAUAAAUUGAAGUUCCAUUUUUGUUUGAGUGCCUUGUUUUUUUCCCUCUCUAUAAAGUUCAGUAAUGUCCCAACCUCUCUCUGCUACUGGUAUGACACAAAGGUACAGCCAAAAUUCCUAAUUCUCUUUGUGCUAAAAUAAAUGUUUGACCACUCUGGCGACUAUUCCUCCCAGUCACCAGGGCUCCGCUGUUUGCUGCAAUAGGGAGAUGAGAGGGAGGGGUCCAUCUGCUGUGGUUCCUCCAACAUCACACUGGGCUGUUUGAGAGCUCCUUCAGUGAGGACAAUGGCCUGAAGAGAAUAUACAUGCAGGUAGGCCUCAUUAUCUCCAUUUACUUUGUGCUGGGCUAGAACAAAACCCUGCACACCAUUGUAAUGACCGAAGAAUUGCUUGCUGCAUUACAAACACUUCCAAGGGAGUUAUUUGUGUUGGCACUGUGGUUAGCAUGCCAUCCUUGGGACCAAAUGGGUAGGGUGUUUUUCAGACUUCUUCCCUAAGGGAGCUACACCCCAUAGUUCUCCAGGACCAGGGUUUGUAACCGGAUACAAAUUGGUUUACUGGCAUUAUGGGUGAGAACAUGUCUCCUAACAGGAUAUUGGUGACUCCUACUAACAAAUCCCCGCAGUCCAACAGGAACCAAUCAACAGGAUCACGUACGAGCCCCACACUGACCUCAUUAUGACAUCAUCUGGAAGCGAUGCCUCCUCAGUGGUCAUCAUGCAUGUCUCACUCAGGAGAAAACCCUAAGUGUGGAAAAUCAAUAAGGUCAUCAUUUUACAUAGUGUCUACAUUAUUAUGCGUAUUAUUGUGUUGUUACUUUGGAGUAACACUGUCUCCCGAGUGGCGCAGUGGUCUAAGGCACUGCAUCGCAGUGCUAGCUGUGCCACUAGAGAUCCUGGUUCGAAUCCAGGUUCUGUUGUAGCCGGCCGCGACCAGGAGACCCAUGAGGCGGCACGCAAUUGGCCCGUCGUCAUCCAGGGUAGGGGAGGGAAUGGCCGGCCGGGAUGUAGCGCAGUUGGUAGAGCAUGGUGUUUGCAAUGCCAGGGUUGUGGGUUCGAUUCCCACGGGGGGGCAGUAUGAAUUUUUUAUUUUAUUUUAUUAAAAUAAUUUAUGCACUCACUAACUGUAAGUCGCUCUGGAUAAGAGCGUCUGCUAAAUGACUAAAAUGUAAAAUGUAUAAAGUGCCACCAUUUCUAUUGGAUGAAACAAAAAGCAGUGGGUAGCUGUUAUUGUACCACACAGCCUUAUUCUUUAUCAGAUUUGGACAGCACUCAAGGUUGAGUUUUAAUAGACAGUGAAGGUCUGAGUGACCUUGACCCAGGUCAAGUUGAAAUAUCAACUCUGACAUAAUCAGAUUCUCUCAUGGUAGCUAUCUACACAGUCAUGGAGAGUAAUGAAUAACAUCAGAGGUCAACCUUCACACCGCAGAAUGAUGAAACACAACUGGUCUGAAUUAUUUUGAGUCAUAACUGUGUUUUAUCUGGAAAUUAAAUGUUGCUCACUGUCGCUGACUCCCACCCUAUAACCAAUGUAAAAACACACACGCACACAGACACACACACACACACACACACACACACACACACACACACACACACACACACACACACACACACACACACACACACACACACACACAGAGGAUAGAAUUACCUUUUACUGCGGUAGAAAACAUGUAAAGAAGUGAUUAAAGUAGGAGGGGAUGUUUUCUAUUGGUCGUUAUGGCUUCUGAGAGGGCACAUUUUGUGCUGCAAUAAACUGUCUAGCUUUGGUCAGUUGAACAAUGAAGCUGUCCUCAACAGUUCCCUAUUAUAAACUAAUAGGAAAGACAGGAAGUGUUUUUAGAAUAUUUAGUCAUGCUACAUUUUAUUAAGUGACCCAUAAAUCCUAACCUCCCUUUCUCUGUCUGUCUGUCUGUCUGUCUGUCUGUCUGUCUGUCUGUCUGUCUGUCUGUCUGUCUGUCUGUCUGUCUGUCUGUCUGUCUGUCUGUCUGUCUGUCUGCCUGCCUGCCUGCCUGCCUGCCUGCCUGCCUGCCUGCCUGCCUGUCUGUCUGUCUGUCUGUCUGUCUGUCUGUCUGUCUGUCUCUCUCUUCCGCUGUUCUCGCUCUCCUUCGCCCACCCUCUCUCUCCCUCUCCUCCCCCACCCUCUUUCCCACUCUCGCUCUUCACCCCCUCUCUCCCUCCUCUGCAGGGUGUGACCUGCUUUGACUUCAGCAGGUCUCUUAACCUUUUGGUGAUGUGUGGUCUGGACCCUACGGUCAGACUGUGGAACCGCGUCAUUGUAGUUCAUUAUCAAGUUUUCUGCGCUAAACUAUGUAGAACGGUGGCCUGUUGGAAACUACAACUCCCUACUACAUCGCACAGUUCGGGAAUGAUCAGAUUUAUCGCUAGAGAAACUGCAGCGCAAUGUAAGCAUUUAGCUCAGAAAAAAAUAGAACGAAAUGGAUUCAAAUAAUUGAACCGACGUAGGAAAAUAACUGACAUUUCGGUUAAUGACUCAGCACUACUAGAGACAAAACAUUGGCCAUAUCUUCAGGGGUAAACUGUAAGCCCUCAUCUAAGACAGGUAGAGAGAGACAAACCUAUCCCUAGACUGAAGACCACCACAACUACACCACAAGGUAUUCUGUCCUGGCUGUGGUCCAGGUGCUUUUUCCUUUCCACUUUUUGAUUUCUUUCAGAAGGUGUUUGUUCAUCCCCAUCUGGUUGUGUCCCUGUGUAAGAGCUGAGUGUGUGGGACAUCUCCUCCCAUUGCUGUCUGAGGACCGUCCACCUGCAGUUUCCAUGUCUGCAGCCAGGGCGCGCCCCUGAGCACGGCAACUUCCCAUUCCUGUUGGUGGCCCUGCCUUACCUGUCCCAGACUCUGCCCCACAUCCUGGUGUGUUGUAGAGACUACCUGGCCAGGCUGAGGCUGGAGGAAGGGGGGAGCAACAGGGAGGAGGAGAGGGGAGACAAUGCCAUGGUGCCCCUCUCUCCUGUGACCUCUACAACCCCACACUGAAACAGGAGUGUAUGGAAUCUUAUACACAUAUACAUUGUCAUAUCUAAACAUACACGAGAGUGUGCAUACUGUAUGUGUGUGCUUACGUCCGUGUGUGUGUGUGUGUGUGUGUGUGUGCGUGCGUGCGUGCCUGUUUACAUCCGUGUGUGUGUAUUGUGCAUGUUUAUAUGUGUGUGUAGGUCAUCACCGGAUGUGAUGACUCGUCUGUAUCAGUGUGGGACGUAGAAACAGGGACUCUGCAUCUGAAGAUCACCAGUGCUCACGGAGAGGAAGAGAUUACCUGCAUGGCGAUAGACUCCUCCCACACAACACUCAUCGCUGGAGCAUGCAACGGAACCAGGACUUCUCAAGGACCCUGUUUGCAUUUGAUCAAUUCAUCUUUCUCCCAUAUUUCUUUGUUAUCACUGAACUGACAUGACUGGAUUGGUAAAAGCUACUGUAGCCUAUGCAGUGGAGCCUGUGCUUUCACCUAUCCAAUCAUGUUACUGACGUCUGAUAACUAUUUUAAGAAAAGGAGAAAAGCAGGAUACAUUCCCCAAGUAUCUGUUAAGACCUUCUCCAUUAUGAUUCAGUUAAAACAACUUUAGAUGGACACAGAUCGUAGUUUACUGUGAUGUGAUGUAUCUCUCUGUCAAAAGGUGUGGAACCUACUGAACGGCCUCAACCUACACAAGCUAGAGCAUGUCACCUUCUCAGAGGUCACAGGGGUCAUCUGUCUCCAUGACAAUCAGCUCCUGGCUGUGGGGUGGAGCCAGCAGGUUACUCAGGAUGACAUCACAGGGGCUAAGGUACACUCACACACAUAUUUUCUUUUUCAAUGAAAAGUGCAUGUGUUCCAGCCAGUAUAAACACCUAUACUGCACUCUCUGGUGAAAGUGUCCACCACACCUCAACCCCAGUGUUAUCUUACACUACCGCCAGACCAUGUCUGCUCCAUGUGGUUACACUCAGAGCUACCAGACACAUACCUUCCUUACAAGAGAGCUUUCAUGAAUUAAUAUAUAUUUAUAUAUAUAUAUAGCAUAUUGGUUCUGAGGUUUCGUAUUGUAAGACGUCAGCGUAACCUGGUGUGGUUUUGAGAGCACAUCCUUUUUAUGCUAUAACAACUUGGCUAAGAGGUGGUGUAUGUAAACUAUACCAGUGAAUGACUCAAAGUAUGACCUCUGGGUCUUGUUAUACUCACAGUAUCACUCACAGGAGGUUGGUGGCUCCUUAAUUGGGGAGAAUGGGCUCGUAGUAAUGACUGGAGCGGAAUCAGUGGAAUGAUAUCAACUACAUCAAACAUAUGGUUUCCAGGUGUUUGAUGCCAUUCCAUUUGCUCCGUUCCGGCCAUUAUUAUGAGCCGUUCUCAGUAGCCUCCACUGGUAUCACUCACUACAAUUUGGAACUAGAAUUUUGCACAGAUGGGUAGAUAUAAAGUCAUACAUAUACAGAGGCAAACUUGGUUUGUUUUCACAUUUUAAUGGAUGCUAUGUUGGCACCAAGGUUCAAAUUAGUAUGUUAUUUUGGUGAACAUAUAGUUCCAAUAUGGCGUCCUGUGUGUGUUGGUGUAGGAUGUGUAUGUGAGGGCGGACAUGUCAUUAUAUGGCCUUCUGUGUGUGGUGUGUCAUAUAGCAUGUGUAUAUGAGGGCAGACAUGUUGUGGGAGUCGGGUCAGCAACACAGAGCUGACAUCCUGGCGGUUGACCACUGCCCUGCCCUGGGGGUCGUUGCUACGGGUAGCCACGAUGGAGAGGUCAUCAUCUGGACGCAGGACACACAGAGACCUCUGGUUCGCCUGCAGAGGGACACACACUCACUGUGAGUCUACUGUGUGUGUGUGUGUGUGUGUGUGUGUGUGUGUGUGUGUGUGUGUGUGUGUGUGUGUGAAACAAUGUACCAUGUUUUCCUUUGUAUCUCAAUGCUUUAUCGCAAAUUGAAAUAAAGUAUUCAUAAUGUAUUUGCUGUCUGUGUAUGUGAUUUGUGUGUGUAUGUGUCGAGGACAGUGCUCCUCAUAGGCAGUAACCUGGUCACACACACUCACGGUAACCUGGUUGCACACAUGGUAACCAGGACACACACACAGUGAGAGAGGGAAGGAGGGAGAGGAGGUGGCAGAGGACAGGGAUGUGGGGGGAAAAGGAGUAGCUAAGGAAGGAAGGAAGGAAGGAAGGAGAGAGAGAGAGAGAGAGAGAGAGAGAGAGAGAGAGAGAGAGAGAGAGAGAGAUGGGUUUAGUGGUGGGCUGUAGUAAAUCUGAGAGUGAUUAUGAUGACAGUUGUGUUAGUGCGGUGUCAUCCAAGUGGAGGUGAGGAGGAAUGGGGAGUUAAGACAAAUUAUAUUAUACAAGAUAUCAAUCAACCUAUUUAUUAGAGCUGGGAAUUUCCAGGGACCUCACGAUACAAUAUUAUCACGAUACUUAGGUGCCGAUACAAUAUGUAUUGCGAUUCUCAGGAUUCUAUAUGUAUUGCGAUUCGAUACUGCGAUUGUAUUGCUAUUCGAUGUUCCAAACAUAUUGCUCACCAAGUCUGCUGCAGGGACGAGAGAGCCAUGAGAAAGCGAGUUUUGAUCAGUCAUGGAAAUAAAAGUGCUAAAAACAUGUUUGCUUGCCAUUUAAAAAGAAGAUGGAGAACAAGCUAUAGAAGGAAAAAUACUUGAGUUUUGGCGCAGGUACAGCCGACUAGCACAAAAUUAAUAUUGCGAUAUUGUCAAAAACAAUAUCCCGAUAUGUGAAAAUAAUAUCCCCCCCAUCCAAUCGCUACUGUAGUGGGAAUUUCCAGGUGAACAAAAGGAGAGCAGUCAUUGAUCUAAUCAAUCAAAAUAAUUUUGGUUUAAUUACAAGUUGCGACAGGGAGACAACCUCCAGCAUAGAAGCAUAGAAAAAGUCUAACUUGCCUUCUCUAAGCAGGCCCCUUAUAUUGUAAUCUCACAGCACCAAUGUUCUGUAAACACCUGCCUAGAGGCUUGCAGGAAGUCACAACAUCAGCUGCUACAGAAUCACACGGUGUGACAGAAUACAAUAACAUAAAGUGUCCUCGUCCUUGUAUAUCCAGUCCAGUCUGGCGUCAAUCACUAUCAACAGAUAUGAGAAUCCAUAACAUUCGUUAUCAUGUCUAGUGACCAUCAACCAGUUCACAAAUGAGUGCACUCAUUUGAGUGCAUCCCAAAUAGAACACUGUAUUACAGAAAGGGGACAAAAAUAAGUAUGCUAAGCAUUGUGUUAAUUACGCUAAACUGAAUAACAACUUUAUUCACCUUAAAUUUCACAACUACAACUAGUAUUUAUGUCCUCUGUCCUUGUGUGGGUGUGGGAAUACUGUAUGUACUGUACAGUAUGUCUGUCUCUGGUCAGGAGUAUACAAUAUUAUCCAGAUCAUCAUCUCUGUUUUUAGUAAAGUACUGUAUAUGUUUAGGAUAAAUCUCUUUAUUCAUCUCUGUUUCAUGUGUUUUACGCUGUACUCUAUCUUCACGUGUGUCUACCUGUCUUUUAUGUUUCACCUCCCCAGCCCUCCUCCAGCCGCCCUCCUCUCAUGCAGUCCUGGAGGGCCCACAAGUGUGGAGGUGCUGGUGUACGUAGAGAGACUCUUCUUCCUCUCUGGCUCUGUGGAUGGGACCGCCAGACUGUGGACGUGGGAGGGAGGGGAGGGAGGGCAUGUAGGUUCCUUUGGACAGUAA
Coregonus sp. 'balchen' is the source of this 7368-nucleotide messenger RNA. Lineage: Eukaryota; Metazoa; Chordata; Actinopteri; Salmoniformes; Salmonidae. The record is from the annotation of a GenBank genome assembly.